UCUUAUUAGCCCAUUUGUCUCUAACCCCAACCGGUCGUUUCUUUCGUUUUAUAAUUUCUUUUCUCUCAACGGAAGUUGCAAAACGUAAAGCCAUCGAAACGGGGUCGUUUUUAGCUUUGAAAUUUCAUAUUUUUUCUCUACUACAGCUAGUACUAUCUGGGCGACACUGAAUUCCGGUGACCGGGUGCCGGUUUUUGAUGAAGUGAAACCGUGGGAUUGGGAGUUUUAGCGGCGAUGGAGAAGGAAGUUCAAUCGGAUUACACUUAUAUGGGACGAAGCUUCAGCGGUCUCAGCAUAAACGAUGAUUCAUCGGCUUUCAGCGAUUGCAACAGUGAUAGAUCUGGCGAGUUCCCGACGGCUUCUUCUCAGAGCCGGCGGCUACUCGUGGCUUGCGCGACGGAUAACUCCGACGAAUUGCUCCAGCAACUGGUGUGCGAUCUUCAGUCGACAUCAAUCGAUGAACAGAAGCAAGCCGCAAUGGAAAUCCGGCUCCUCGCGAAGAACAAGCCUGAGAAUCGAAUCAAAAUUGCCCGAGCCGGCGCGGUCAAGCCGCUCAUAACGUUGAUUUUCUCCACCGAUCCUCAGCUUCAGGAAUAUGGCGUCACCGCAAUUCUCAACCUCUCGCUCUGUGACGAGAACAAGGAGCUCAUCACGGCGUCCGGUGCAAUCAGGCCUCUCGUUAGAGCUCUGAAAGUCGGCACAUCUACGGCUAAAGAGAACGCCGCUUGCGCUCUGCUCCGCCUAUCACAAAUCGAGCGAAACAAAAUCGUAAUUGGACGCUCCGGCGCGAUCCCGCCCCUAGUGGACCUUCUAGAAAACGGGAAUUUCCGCGGCAAAAAGGACGCCUGCACGGCUCUGUACUCGCUGUGCUCAGAGAAAGAGAACAAGGUCAGAGCCGUCCAGGCCGGAGUAAUGAAGCCUCUGGUGGAACUAAUGGCCGAUUUCAGCUCGAACAUGGUGGAAAAAUCCGCGUUCGUGGUUAACGUAUUGGCAUCCGUGAAGGAGGCGAGGGCGGCUCUGGUGGAAGAAGGCGGAAUUCCGGUGCUGGUGGAGAUUGUGGAGGCCGGAACGCAACGACAGAAGGAGAUUGCGGUGGCCAUACUGUUGCAGCUAUGUGAGGAUAGCGUCACACACCGUACCUUGGUGGCCCGAGAAGGAGCCAUUCCCCCCUUGGUGGCUUUGUCGCAGUCCGGUACAAGCCGCGCCAAACAAAAGGCUGAGAUUUUGACCGAUCUUCUACGGCAGCCCAGAUCCGCCACUGCUACUGUGCCCAGAACGUCUGAUGUGUCUGUUUAAGGUACCCCGCAGCCUCUCCACCAAGUAUUAAAUCGAACAAUUUUAUUUUUUUUUUUUUGGAUGAUUUUGAUUAAUGAUUUGACGAGAAUAGAAUUCUCCUGUAAUUGUAGCGUACUAGUGUUUAAAUAGUUGAGAAAA
Messenger RNA from Ipomoea nil (Japanese morning glory), 1434 nucleotides. Its product is annotated as U-box domain-containing protein 4-like. The coding region runs from base 235 to 1296 and encodes 353 amino acids. NCBI's taxonomy places the organism in Eukaryota, Viridiplantae, Streptophyta, Magnoliopsida, Solanales, Convolvulaceae. Gene Ontology annotation, cellular component: nucleus; cytoplasm. The record is from RefSeq and is a predicted model, not a curated record. Gene Ontology annotation, molecular function: protein binding. The transcript is spliced from 2 exons.